UGUCAGAUAGACAAAAAUUCUUUUAAAUGUAUGUGCCCGACACCAUUUUCUGGAGAUACUUGUGAGAAAGAAGAUGAACAAACAGAUCCAUGUGAAAGAAACCCGUGCCAGAAUGGAGGAACAUGUCAACUGGAUGAUGAUAAUAAGAACUAUACAUGUGAUUGCUUGAAGGGUGUCAGGGGCAAUAACUGUGAAAUUAUUAAUUGGUGUGAAAAUAAUACAAAAAUCUGUGGACGAGCAUUAUGCAAAUAUGAUAAAAACAUAGAAUCUGGUUUUUGUUUUUGCGAUGAAGGAUUCUAUUUUAAUGCCAAGGAAGGAAAAUGCGAAGAAUUGGACAAAUGUUUAUUUCAGCGCAUUAACGGUAACUGCAGUCGUAAACAUGAGACAUGCGACAGCAAGGGCAUCUGCAAAUGCGAAGACAAUUAUGCUUACAAUGAGGGAAAUUCUGCUUGUGAACCUGAUUUCUGCGGGAAAAAAUCAGGGAAAAAGUCGCCUUGUGGACCGAAUAUGGAUUGCAGCAUUAACGAUAGGAAUUUUUCUUGUUCCUGUAAAAAAGGAUUCCGACAAUUUGGUCAGAAAUGUGUAAAAGUUGAUAAGUGUGCACCUGGAGUAUCACAGUGUCAGCAGAAAUGCACGAACGGUAAAUGUUUGUGCUUUGAAGGGUUCACAUUGAAAGCUGAUAAUUACACAUGUGAACGCAAAGAAACUACUUCAGAAUGCAAUUUGGAGUGCGGCCACCUGGGCACUUGUGUGAAUGAAGGAAAUACUACUAAAUGCAAUUGUCCUCAAAUAUCCCACGUUCUCAGGAACAACACUUGCAUUGAUAAAUGUGCUGCUGGAUUGAUUUCGAAAGAAGAGUGCCCUAGUGAAGUCGGUUGCCUAUCUGAUGAAGGCCAUGGAUACACAUGUAACUGUACUGGAAAAUUCGGUUUUGCAGACGAUAAUAUACACUGUCGAGCCAAACAAAUGUGUAGCGAAGGAGAUGGGAACGAAAUCUGUUCAAAGAAAAAUGAGCUCUGCGAAGACGAUUUUGCUUCACCUGAGGGAUACGAAUGCAAAUGUAAAUUCGGUUAUGAAAGGGAGGAGAGUACGGGCGUAUGCCGCCAUAAAUGUGAGAUAGCUAGCUGUGACAAAAAACAGGCGCUUUGUAUUAUAACUGAUCAGAAUAAAGCUGAGUGCAUAUGUCCACCUCUUCUCGUAAAAAGCUCAGAGGGUAAAUGCAAUCAAUUAGCUAAGUAUUCGUAUCUUGGUGAUUUCGCGGUACCUAAAGAAAAAUAUCAACUUAUUAGGAACAAAAAUAGUGGACGGAUGAAAAGGGACAUCUCUAAAGACAUCAAUUAUUCAAAAUUGUUAAAUGAUUUUGGAACAUCGAUGAAAAAAAUUUUUGAAAGUUAUGUUGAUGCCUCGAUCCUACGUUGCACUGACAAAGACGAUGAUUUGUCUUGUUCUCUGGAAAUCAAAUUAAAAGAAGACCCAAAAGAAAAAAUAAAUAUUGUGUCAACACCUUCAGUUUGCCUAUCGAUGGACGAAUCUCACUGCUUAAUACAACCGGACUUUGUCAUCAGAAAAAGAUCAGAAGAAGUGUUUCACAAGACAGAUCCAUGUAGUGAAAUCGUGAAUGAAAAAAUGUGCGGUAAAGAGACUCAAUGCAAGGUUUUAAAUCCACGUGGUUUCAAAUGCGAGUGCAGACAAGGAUAUUUCCGAAGAAACUAUUAUGUACCUGCUCCGGACGUGGUGAUUGAGGUUUGCGAAGAUGUGAAUGAAUGCCUCAAGCCUAACAUUUGUCCCAAUACCACGACAUGCUCGAAUUUCCCAGGAGAUUAUACUUGCAAGUGCAUAGACGGAUAUCAUUUGGAGAAAGGAAAAUCCGUGAAAGUUGAUGGUUGCAAAGCCGUUUGUGAUCCAAACCCAUGUGACCACGGUAAAUGUUCAGUAACAGGAAAAGACGGAUUCUUAUGCAGUUGUGAUGAUUUAUACACUGGCCGUUUCUGCAACCAAACAAAUGGUGCUAUUAAAGAUAUAAAACAAGCAGGAACGAAAACUUCAGCAAUUGUCGGCGGAGUUCUCGGAGCAUUCCUUGUGAUGGCAAUUAUUAUUUGUAUAAUCCUCUUCCGAAAAAUUCAAAAACAAAAAUCCAUUGAUGAGACUGAAGAAUAUGUACGUCAGAGAAAACGUGGACUAGUUUCUGAAAUGAGGAAACUUGGUAGAAGACAACCAGAAAACGAUGAUGUCGAGCUCAGAGACAAUGAGAGAAGACCCAAUCGCGAAAACGAGGAUCAAGGGUACAAUUCUCAGUAUCGAAUCAACCCGAUUGACAGUAUGUCCAUUCCUAGGCCUCAGUUGGGUAGGUCAGCAGAUAAAGGCUCUAAUGAUCGAGAUGAUAUGUCAGAGAGACGUGAAAGUGGUGACUACAGAAGAGGGUACAAUGGCGACGACAGAAUUCUUCCCAAGGCGCAUUCCUCAAGACACACCAAUGAAGAAGCCCGCCGAUCAAGCCAGAGGGAUGAUGAUAGGCAGGAAAGGUCUCGAAGACCUCCAUCAAGGUCAAGUGACCCCUUAGAUAAUGAAAAGAGAGGUGUUAGCCGAAUGCAGUAUAGGAAUAGGGGUUAUGAAGAAGACUGAUUCAGAUAAAUUAAUUAUAUGAGGAGCUUCGAAGUGUAAAUUAUAGAGUGACAGGACUGACAACUUUGGUGAGAAUUUUUUAUGUAAAAAUCUAUGCUAUUAUUUUGUGUUUCAGAGGUCUUUCAAAAAGUGCUUGAGCUUUUCAUUUUUCUUUAUAAUGCAUUCAUUUAGUAUAAUCAUGUGUGAAAAAAAAUUAAUCUGAGUAUUUUUUUAAAGUUAUUUUUGUAUUUUUGUGCAUUGAUUCAUUGAUUUUGUGUUCAGUUAUAAAAAUGUGCAUCUAUAAUAAAAGGCUUUGUCGAAAC
This is a messenger RNA of Argiope bruennichi, 2924 nucleotides long. Its product is annotated as fibrillin-1-like. The coding region runs from base 31 to 2622 and encodes 863 amino acids. Gene Ontology annotation, molecular function: calcium ion binding. NCBI's taxonomy places the organism in Eukaryota, Metazoa, Arthropoda, Arachnida, Araneae, Araneidae. The record is from RefSeq and is a predicted model, not a curated record. The transcript has 19 exons.